AUGUGGGUGCUGGCCCUGCAGUCACAUGAGCCUUUCCAGGACAGGGUGCCCGGGGAACAGGAGUGUGUGAGGUCCAGAGUCAGACUCGUGUUCAACACGGUAAUUAAUGGGAAGGCAACUGGAAAAGGAAUAUUACUUGGUCCUCCCUGGAGGUUCUUUGACGGUUCAGUUCAGUUCAAUCCCUCAGUCGUGUCUGACUCUUUGCGACCCCAUGGGGCUUUUCUAAGGAGUCAGUUUUUUGCAUCAGGUGGCCCAAGUAUUGGAGCUUCAGCUUCAGUAUCUGUUCUUCCGAUGAACAUUCAGGACUGA
Molecule: messenger RNA, 309 nt
Organism: Rangifer tarandus platyrhynchus (Svalbard reindeer)
Lineage: Eukaryota; Metazoa; Chordata; Mammalia; Artiodactyla; Cervidae
Source: the annotation of a GenBank genome assembly